Messenger RNA from Gallus gallus (chicken), 1604 nucleotides. It is a transcript of the gene GNG13, whose product is annotated as G protein subunit gamma 13. Gene Ontology annotation, cellular component: heterotrimeric G-protein complex. The coding region runs from base 993 to 1196 and encodes 67 amino acids. Gene Ontology annotation, biological process: phospholipase C-activating G protein-coupled receptor signaling pathway; sensory perception of taste. The transcript is spliced from 3 exons. NCBI's taxonomy places the organism in Eukaryota, Metazoa, Chordata, Aves, Galliformes, Phasianidae. The record is from RefSeq and is a predicted model, not a curated record. Gene Ontology annotation, molecular function: G-protein beta-subunit binding.
GCUGACAGCAGCGAGGGCAGCGCUAGCAGGAGGCGAGGCCAGCCCAGCUUGCUGAGCCGCGGGGACAGACGCAGCCCCGCGCCCUCUGCCACCUCUUCCAGCCAAGGUAAGUGGAGGGCUGAACAGUGGCACGGGGAUGGAUGGAGAGGGGAGGGAGACGUUCUGCCUCCGGAGAGCUGUGGGGAGGCCGGAGAGCGGGGAUGCUGCUGGGCUCUGGGUUCAUCCUCCUCCUCCCGCCUGUGCCGAGUGUUUCUCCCAGGGAUGCUCUGCGGAGACACGGAGCUGCUGAGCUGUGCCCUGUGUGGGGCUGAGCUGGGAUGGGGGAUGGAUGAGGGAUGGAUGGAGGGUCGGCCCCGGUUUGGUCACCACUGUGGGCUGCCGUAGGGUGGAGAGGGCACAGCCCCGGCAUUGCUGGGGUCAGGGCUGGGAAGGGGCAGGAGGAGCUGUCCCCUUGUGCCAGGCAUCCCUGCAGUGGUGAAGGGAGCUGGAGUUGCAGCACUGCUCUCAGCUCAUGCUGUGCCUCAGUAUCCCCAUCCCACCCCACUGUGGGCCAGCGUCUCCAUGCGGUGCAGCGGGAUGUUCAGUGCUACUCAUACCCCCAUCAGCACUCCCCACAUCCACAGGGCCACCAUCUCUGGGUGAUGCUCAGUGCUGCCAGGAGUGAGGCUGGGACUUGGGAAUCCCACUGUGUCCCUAUCUAUCGGCCUGGGGGCUGCAAGGCGUCCCGGCCACACACCUAUAGAGCUCCAUUGGUGGGGGCUGAGCCAUCUCUGGGGCUGUGUGUGGCCAAAAUCCAUCCCGGCCCUCACUCAGGGCUGUGGCAGGAGGGCAAAGUCCCGCACCUGGACAGCCUGUUUGUUAUUUGCAGUCAAAUUGCAGGCAAAUCCAGAGCAGAGCUCAUGGCAGGGUUUGUGUGAGCCCACAGGCUCCAUGAGACACAGGGCACUUGCGCAAGGGCAAGGUUGGGCAAGCCCCCACUGAGCCCCAGCGCCAUGGAUGAGUGGGACCUGUCCCAGUGGAAGAAGGAGGUGGAGAGCCUGAAGUACCAGCUGGCCUACAAGCGGGAGAUGUCCUCCAAGACGAUACCCGAGUUUGUGAAGUGGAUAGAGGAUGGCAUCCCUGAAGACCCCUUCCUGAACCCGGAGCUGAUGAAGAACAACCCCUGGGUGGAGAAAGGGAAGUGCAGCAUCCUCUGAGGGCAGGUGCUGCUCAUUAACACUGAAUGUAUACUUUUUUAUUAGCUAGCUUCCUAAUAUGACUAACUGAACCACCCGACCCUCAUCUCGUCUUAUUAUUUUAGUAGUAGAAGUGUUUGGUUUUAUAGAGGGCAGGUGGGGAAGCACGCAUGGGGUGAACACAUUGGAGAUGGCAACAGGGAAGGGGCCCCAGAGCAGGGAGGGCUGCCCCUUGUUCUGCCCUUUCUGUACCUAUGAGCAAGUCCUGAACUCGUAAAGGGAGAUAACUUUUAUACAACGUUCUCAGUGCUUUUCACUACUCUUUUUGUAUACUGUAGGCUCUAUGCUUUUUGCAGCACAACAGGCACAAUAUGACAACAAAGGGUUUAUAAACGAAAUAAACAUGACAUAUUGCUCUGCUUUUAUUAA